Messenger RNA from Blastomyces dermatitidis ER-3, 369 nucleotides. RefSeq lists its product as uncharacterized. The transcript has a single exon. The record is from RefSeq and is a predicted model, not a curated record. Bases 1 to 369 code for a protein of 122 amino acids. Lineage: Eukaryota; Fungi; Ascomycota; Eurotiomycetes; Onygenales; Ajellomycetaceae.
AUGGGCCAGAAACAUAAUAGACGACGUACAAGACCCCGCUCCCGCAAUCGUUCAAAUGCUCCUCUGAACCAAAAUCCUCCACCCAUCGUGGCCCUUGCCCAUCAGUUACCUUGCGAUCCUAGACGUUCACAUACCCCUAUAUUUAGCCCAUCCCCAUAUCCAGUACUGUCUUCUCAGCAACCACUGCUAGCCCAACAAUGGCAGAAUCAGUACGCUGCAUGGCAGAACCGCGACUGUCGACAGAUGCAGGAGGCCGCAAGGAUGGAGGCUGAUCAAUUCCGUUUGUUUGGAGGCGAACCAGGAGAUGAUGUAGCCUUGUGUUAUCGCAUGCUAGAAUACUUUGGUGGCCUCGAUUAUAUUGAUUCGUGA